Anthonomus grandis grandis is the source of this 775-nucleotide messenger RNA. RefSeq names its product nucleolar protein 16. Gene Ontology annotation, cellular component: nucleolus. Lineage: Eukaryota; Metazoa; Arthropoda; Insecta; Coleoptera; Curculionidae. The transcript is spliced from 4 exons. Bases 134 to 709 code for a protein of 191 amino acids. Gene Ontology annotation, biological process: ribosomal large subunit biogenesis. The record is from RefSeq and is a predicted model, not a curated record.
UUUUCAGGUUAUGUCGCAAAUUUAUAAACACAGGCACGUUGCAUUGUUUUGAUGUCAAAAUUACUAUAAAGUGGUGUUUUUUCUAAUUUUUCUGCUGUAUAAGACUGUAUUUCUAUAAUAUAUAGUAACCGAAAUGACCAAACUACGUAAGCAACGCCGCAGGAAAGUUUACAAGCACAACGUAAACAGGAAACGUCUAAGAAACCGACAGACCAGCAAGGGAAGCAUUGGAUGCAAAGAAAUUAAAAAUGCGUGGGACCAAAAGAAAUCUGUACAAGCUAAUCUGUCUGAAAUGGGACUUUCCUAUGACCCCAAUCAGACCAUUAAAAUCCCGAAAAGAAAAAAGCAGUUGCAAGAAGCCAUAGGUGUUAUUAAAAAUGAUGGCCAAGUAGAAUUAGAUAAGUCUGGUAAACAGUCAAAAAAAUACAUAGCCGAAGCUUUGGAAGCUGAUGCCAAAGCUCCAAGAGAAAAGAAGUUUAGGUUACCGAAGAGCCAAGUUGAAUGGCUUACAUACCUAAUAAAAAAAUAUGGAACAGACUAUAAGGCAAUGGCAAGGGACAGUAAGAACUACUAUCAAGAGACAUGGAAGCAACUGAGACAGAAAAUACGGACUUUUAGGAAGAUACCGGAACAGUAUGAAGAGUUUUUGAGAGAAAGUGGGGUUCAGCCCAUCGAUUCUGAUGGAAAUGCUACUGAUGACGAAUUAUAAUGUUGCAUUUUUGUUAUAGGUUAAUGAAUGUAAAUAUAAGAAAUAAAUAUGAUACAUUUUUAAGAA